AAAUGAACUUUAAGAGAGGACCAGGAAUGAUUUAUGUCAGAAAAAUUGAAAUGAAAAAUUGAAAAUAAAAGUUGAAAAAUUAAGAGUAGCAUGUAUGUCUUGCACCAAAUUCAGUUAUUUUUUUUUAAUUUAUAAAUUGAGUCAACCCAAAACUUAAAAUAUUUAUUAUAUAGACAGUCUCAAGUAAGAAUUUUAGAAUAGGAAAACUAACCGUUGUGUUACGUUGUAAACCCACAUGGCCACAUUAAUCUUUUGUAUUCAUUCACAAAUCACAACAAAUUAAAAUCCUACAAUCCAUUCCCAUAUUUGUAAAUUGUAACCGAUACUCAUAAAAUCCGCCUUUCAUCUAGAAUUUUUGGUAGGUUUAGCACAUAUUUUCUUCAUCACUCCAUGUGGGCAAUUUUCACUAUUAAGUAAGCUUUAAACGUGUUCAACAAUGGUGGUUCUUUACCUUCUUUAUCUAGCAUCAAAAGGUGCAAUUUUUUUCUCUUUAAUAUACAAAAUCUGUUGCAAAUUUCAAUGUAGAUUAAUGGGCCGUCUUUGUUUCUUGAUUACUCUUUAUUCAGCUAUUGGGUUGUAUAAGAGCAUUCUUUUCCAGGCACUAAUGGGUUUAAUUGUAAUGGAAAUUGCAUCAAAUCUCAACCUUUUGGUAUCUAACUACAAUGAUUUUGGAUGUGGGUUCAUAAUGUUUGGAUUUUUUUCGAAUUUAUUCAAUGUUUUUGUCCUAUUUUUUGUUUCCAUUUUAGGGUUUUUAUUCUUGCUAUACACAGGAAAGGGUCAAGAAAAUAGAAUUGAUGUUGCUAAGAAGUUAUCUUCUUAUAAUGGGACCAUAAAAAUGAUAGGUAAAAAUGGUGGUAGGGACCAAAACCUUGAGGAAAUCAAUGAAUUUGUGAGUUUAAAUGAUGGGUUUAAUGAUAAUAUUGGUAAAAAUGUUGAGGAAAGUGAUGAAUGUUGUAAUGAAGACCAAGUGUUUGAUGUAAUUACUCUGAGAAACAUGGUGAAGGAUGAAAGAAAAAGGGCCAAUAAUGCUCAUAAUGAGCUUGAAAAGGAGAGAAUGGCGGCGGCGUCUGCCAUUGAUGAAGCAAUGGCUAUGAUAUUGAGGUUACAGAAUGAAAAGAGUGUUCUGCAAAUGGAAAUCAAUCAGUUAAAUAGAGCAGCUGAAGACAAGCAAUUACAUGAUCAAGAAAUUAUUCAAUCACUUGAAUGGAUUGUAAUCAAACAUGAAUCUGAAAGGAGUAUAUUGGAUGAUCAAUUGAGGAUGUGUAGGGAGAAGUUGAAGAUGUUUAUGAAAGGUGGAGAAUGGGAUCAAUUUGAUAGUAUUUGUCCAACCCCAAGUGUUUUUUAUUCUUCAAUGGAGGAGAGUAGGGUCGAAUCGGGAAUCGGCUUGCUGGAUCUCGAAUCAUCACCAAUAUAAUUUGGGGUAGAUGUACGACAAAUUUAUCCUUUUGGAUUCGCCAAUGGUGGAAUUGUUGUGGCUAAUUGAAGGAGGAGGAGUCUUUUAGGGAGAUUUCGAGUAGGAAAAGCCUUUGUAAGUAUACUUAG
This is a messenger RNA of Amaranthus tricolor (Joseph's coat), 1542 nucleotides long. RefSeq names its product protein FLOURY 1-like. Lineage: Eukaryota; Viridiplantae; Streptophyta; Magnoliopsida; Caryophyllales; Amaranthaceae. The record is from RefSeq and is a predicted model, not a curated record. The transcript has a single exon. Bases 437 to 1414 code for a protein of 325 amino acids.